This is a messenger RNA of Rubroshorea leprosula, 906 nucleotides long. The record is from the annotation of a GenBank genome assembly. Lineage: Eukaryota; Viridiplantae; Streptophyta; Magnoliopsida; Malvales; Dipterocarpaceae.
AUGUUCCCAUGGCCGCCUUCCUCACAAGGCAGCUGUCUAGGGCUUUUCCUUUAUAAUACCCCUUGUCCAUUUCCACCAAAUCUCCGAGGCCCUUUUGUCUCUUCUUCUGGAUAGGAUCCCCACCUCCAGUAUUGCUCCGAUGAGUACCAUCCGGCUGGUAAAGUUCGUUCCUUUCGCUUCAACUGGAGGAGAAACCGAAACAAUCAAAGCAGAGCAGGCUCUGCAACCUAACACUGAGGGAUGCUCUAGCUGCAACAAUUUCCUCCGGGAAGGUAACCUUUUAUAGCAGGUCAAAGUCAAUUUUGUGGACAAAGGGGGAGACCACCAAGAAUUUUCAUGACAUUUUUCUUCAUUGUGAUCGUCACUCAGUAUACACUUGCAACUUUUUCAUUGGACUAAGUGGGCCUACUGGUCAUGUUCUCUGCCUGGAUUUUACCCAAUCUGAGUUCUACUUAGUUGAAAACUCUUUUCAGAUAAUUUUACCUUGGUAAGCCUGAUGGCCCUAGCUCCCACACAGCAGCAGAAACUUGCUAUUACACAUUGGCAUUCAAUCUGUUGAAGGAGCAACAGGUUUGUGGCUCCAAUACUUAACAGGCACUAUUCAUUUAUUAAUCCUACAUUACAAUAGAUCCACCAUAACUUGUGAGUUUAUGGUGAAUUUUUAUAUGGUUUAUGACAGGUUAAAGAAAACAAAUUAGCAUUGACAACUUUGUAUUCGUUGGAGUCUGCAAUUUCGCAGUGACAGGCAGAGUUACAACUUACAAGGAUCACAAAAUGAAAUACCAUCAUGGACUAAACAAUUACUUUUAAACAACCAAUUGUUACGCUCGAAAAUCAGAUACUUUAGUCGGUUUCAUUUUGUUUCUGACAUUACUGCAUCAAGAAAGAAUGGAAAUAAAAACCAAU